Rhineura floridana is the source of this 11225-nucleotide messenger RNA. RefSeq names its product LIM and calponin homology domains 1 (gene LIMCH1). NCBI's taxonomy places the organism in Eukaryota, Metazoa, Chordata, Lepidosauria, Squamata, Rhineuridae. Gene Ontology annotation, cellular component: stress fiber. Gene Ontology annotation, molecular function: actin binding; myosin II head/neck binding. The transcript is spliced from 35 exons. Gene Ontology annotation, biological process: actomyosin structure organization; regulation of focal adhesion assembly; positive regulation of stress fiber assembly. Bases 439 to 5793 code for a protein of 1784 amino acids. The record is from RefSeq and is a predicted model, not a curated record.
CACAAUAAUGAGCGCCUAUGAUUGGCUCUCCCGCUUGGGGGCGGUGGCGAGGAGGCAGCGGCCUGGGCAUUUGCAGGGACCGAAGCCUCUUCAGCUCUCCCUCUCUUUGCUGCGGCUGCUUUAUUUUUAGCCGGUAGAUCAGUUCAACUCCGCUGCCGUUGCAAGAGGGGAGGCUGGUGGGAGGGGACAAGGCAGAUUUCUAGCCGGGUGGGAGGAGAAGGAGGAGAAAGCCUGGGGCACCAGGGAAGAGGUUACCGCAUGCACGAAGUGGCAGCGGCCGCCGUCGCCGGCUGGGCUGCAAGCGGUCACCGCCUCCCUUCGCAGCUGCUGGGGGUAAACCGCGGCCUCUGGCUUUUCCUGUGUCACCCCCUGGACCGAUCCGUUAGCCGGAGCCCAGGCUCCCUGCUGUAGCAGCAGGGACACAGGCUCGCCUUGCAGAUGGCCAGUCCUGGUUUAGAUCUGGCGGAGGAGGCGACGCAACCUCUGGAAGACCCUCCCCAGCCUGAACCAGCUUUUGCCGAAGCUCAGCGGUGGAUCGAGCAAGUAACGGGAAGAACCUUUGGUGAUAAAGAUUUUCGGUCUGGAUUAGAAAAUGGUGUUCUGCUGUGUGAGUUGCUGAAUUCCAUAAAGCCUGGAUUAGUCAAAAAGAUCAACAGACUGCCAACUCCCCUUGCAGGACUGGACAAUAUUGCCUUGUUCUUAAGAGGCUGUAAGAAACUGGGGCUUAAAGAAUCUCAGCUUUUUGACGCAGGAGACCUUCAGGACACCUCAAGCAGAGCAACAGUCAAGAAUCUUGACUGUAGCAGAAAGCUGAAAAAUGUUUUAGUCACGAUCUAUUGGCUGGGGAAAACAGCAAACAGCAGCACUUACUUCAGUGGAGCAACGCUCAACCUGAAGGAGUUUGAAGGAUUGCUAACCCAGAUGAAAAAGGAGACUGAGGAGGAUGUUGAGAGCCCCAAGCGCAGCAUCCGUGACAGUGGCUAUGUAGACUGUUGGGACUCAGAACGCAGCGAUUCUCUUUCUCCUCCUCGCCAUGGUAGGGAUGAUUCUUUUGACAGCCUGGAUUCCUUUGGCUCCCGCUCCCAGCAGACACCAUCUCCAGAUGUGGUGCUAAGAGGAAGCAGUGAUGGGAGAGGAAGUGAUUCAGAAUCCGACUUGCCACAUCGAAAGUUGCCAGAUGUGAAAAAAGACGACAUGUCUGCAAGGCGGACAUCCUAUGGUGAACCCAAAUCUGUUGUGCCUUUUAAUCAAUACCUCCCCAAUAAGAGUAACCAGACUGCCUAUAUUCCGGCUCCUCUCAGGAAGAAGAAAGCUGAACGGGAGGAGUACAGGAAGAGCUGGAGUACUGCUACUUCUCCACUAGGAGGAGAGAGACCUUUGAGCAAAAGCCACCCUGAAACUAUAGAAGAAGAACAAAGUGAAGUACUGGUGCAAUCUGAAGAAGAGUGUUUGGGCUGUGGAGUUUCUGCUGCAACUCCCCCUGCAAAACCUGUUCAGACAGAAGUGAAUCAAAGAGACCCUUUACAUCAGUCUCCUACAUAUUCUGCAAACAAACCAGCAGGGACCAGAAGUAACGAAAAAGAUCCCAAGGAACUCAGCAAACUAAGAAGGCUUGAACAGGCUGGUAUUAAGAUCAUGCCAGCAGCACAACGCUAUGGUAGCAGUCAAAAGCAGAUGUGCAAAAUGGGUGAGCUUACUCCAGAUAUCAUCCUUCGCAAAGAGAACCCCUUUACAUUGUGCUAUCAACAAAAAGAUUCUGGCUCUGAAGAGGAACGGGAGGACAGAAUUCCUGACCUAGAGAAAGAUGAUUUUGCUAUACGUAAAGCAAGACUAAAUCAGCUCAAAGUUACAUUGCCAUUUAACCAAUAUCUGCUUGGAUCCUAUGCAAACAAAGAUCGAGGUAAAGUGGAAGAAGGGAAGAAACAAAAGAAAAAACAGGAGUGUUCAAGUGGAAAGAAGAUACGUAUGACUUCAACAAGGCCAAUGGUGAUAUGUGAAGACAAAUUAUUCCUGCAGUCACAGGAGGAUGAAUCUGAGGAAAAAGACCAAUCAAAAGUUCCAGACAUUCAAAGAGAUGACCUGGCUAGGCGAAAAAAUCAGGCUAGCCCCUCCCAGCUAGACUUGCCCAUUUUUGUGAGAGCUUCUAUAACGGAAGCAGAUCAAGAGAUCUGGGACCGACUGAAAGUUUCAGGGAAGACCAGUGACGAGGCGCUUACGGAUGCUCAAGAUUCUUUUCUGAGCUCUGAAAUGGCAGUGGAGGCUGCUGAUCGUAACAGUUUUGCAAGUCACAAAGUAAGAAUGUGCAAGGCCACCAGCCCCAAACAGAGGUUUGUGCACUUUGGGCCAGUGACAGAAAUUGAGCAUCAGAAAUGGGAGAAUCUCUCAAUUGCUAGGGCCACGCCUAAAGAUGAAAUGGAAGAGGCAGCCAGUAGGGAAAGAGCUGGGGCUCUUGGGACUUCAAGUGAAUCCUCAUCUUUGCUGUCUGUGAGCCAUGUCAACUCCAUUGGUCAUACUGAUGAAUUCCACAGGCCCCAUGCUAAUCCCAGUGAAAUAAUAAUGUCCCAUAUGGAUGCAUAUAAUUCAUCGCUCUUGGAUGCUUGUGCUGAUUCUCAGAAGCAAACACCAAGCAGUUUGAGCGAAUGGCAUGAAAGCAGUGAGGAAGAGAUGGAUGGCAGCUUCCCAGAUAUUGAGAGAGAUGACAUGUUGGCUAGAAGAUUUGGAACUUUUCAGAAAUCUACUAGUCCAGUUUGCCCAUGUUGUCCUUCCAUUUCAGUAGUCAAUUAUCAUCCGUUGAAACAGGAAGGGAAACAGUGGAAGACUCCACAGAAAGCAGAAAGCAGAAGUUCCUCACUGACUUGUGCAACCCGACAUUGUCCUGGAGCUCCUUCACUUAUGUCCCUAAGUUCUAUUGUAACAUGUGAAGAUGGCUGUGGGAAGUCAAAAAAUCAAGAUGAGCACAAAAAUAAUACAACAGGAGACAAAGCUGGAUUUAGGAAUCCAGGGAAAGAUGACAUGAUGGUGAGAAGAACCGGAGCUUUUCUGAAGCAGACUGGACCAAGCAUUAGUCAAUUCCUCCCAGUUCCUUUCUCGAAGCAGCAGAAUGGUGAGGAAGCAACUAAGGAACUUGUAAAGACUGAACAGAAAGUUAAGAGCAUUACUAUGACAGACUCAACAGUCAUGGGAAAACAUGCAAAGCUUUGUGCAGAAAGCCCACAAAGGCUUGUAGUGCAACCUGAAUGCAAACUGGAACAUGAGAAACACAAUUUCCCUGGUCUAAGACGAGAAGAUGUGUCUUCUGUUGUUCAUAAGGACUUGUUUGACUCCAAGCCAGUCCCACUUGGAGAUUCUUUGGGAAUGCAGCUUAUUGAAAGAAACUGCAAAGAAUCACCACCACUAAAAGAUGAACCUAUGCAAAUAUUCGGCUCCAGAACUCCUGUGUCUGAUGACGCAGAGAGUGUGAGCAUGUUCGACAUGAGGUGUGCAGAUGAAGCUGCUGUGAUGCAACCUCACAGCAAAGCUCGCCACGAGAAGCUACAGACUAUUCACAGCCAACUGAAAGAGGAUGAGGACCGAUGGCAGGACGAUUUAGCCCGGUGGAAAAGUCGCCGGAGAAGUGCUUCACAGGACUUAUUAAAAAAAGAAGCAGAGAGAAAAAAGAUGGAACGAUUAUUGACUGGUGCUGAUGGGGCCAGCGAACGAAGGAAAAGCAUCAAGACUUAUAGAGAAAUUGUGGAAGAAAAAGAGAGGCGAGAGAGAGAGCUGCAUGAAGCAUACAAGAAUGCCAAGUCACGUGAGGAAGCGGAUAGUAUUCUCCAACAAUAUAUUGAGAGAUUCACAAUUAGUGAAGCUGUCCUUGAACGCUUGGAGAUGCCAAAAAUUCUGGAGAGAAGCCAUUCAGAUGAGCCAAAUUCAUCAUCCCCACCUAAGGACCCAAAUCCCCUGAGAUACUUACGGCAACAAUCACUCCCUGCCCCCAAAUACACUGCCAAGGUAGAGGCAACUAUUGCUCCCACCAGCGGAUCAGAAGCCAGCAUUUCAGCAGGCUGCACCUCUCCAAGUAAACCUUUUCUCUCCAAGGCUGUGCCUAUGCUGACACCCAAGCCUUACUCGCAGCCCAGAAACACGCAGCAGGUUUUGAAAACCUUUAAGAUAGAUGGAAACGUCAGCAUGAAUGGACAAGCUGUUAAUGGAGUGGAAGAGGAGCAAGAGAGAGAAUGCGCUACAUUAAUAUUUGCCCCUUCGCCAAGUCGAUCACCAAAGUCUGACAGUGUGGAAGUGGAUGGUGCCUCGGUGGAUGGGGAGCAAAAUGCUACUAGCACUGAGCUUGUACUUAAGAGGCUCAUUGAACACAGCAAAGACAGAGAGCAGACAGGCACCUUGAUUGAAGAAGCUAAACCAAUCAACCAAGACGACAAAACUGAUCCAGAAAGGCCUUCUUCAGACCACAAAGAAUUCAGCACAACGGUUUCCUGUGUCAGCCCUACAGUGGCCAUUGUGGAGUUCUCUUCCCUCAGUAAUCAUUACAAGGAAAUGGGUUCAAAGGAUGAGCUGAAGAAACUUGAAAGAGGGCAACAGAAGGAGGAAGAAGCACCAGUUAUCCAGAAGGUAGAGAUCUUGGAAGCCCCUGUGCAAGAUGGAGGCAUUGUACUUCCACUUCUGAAGAUGAUCCCUGAGAAAAGCCAAGUAGUUUUGCAGCAUUCUGCCCCUCAAGCCAGCACUGAAAACAGUGGCAAAUCAAAUCGUUUUGGUUGCUGGUCUUGGGACCCAGAACAAGAGCGUAAGCGACAAGAACGAUGGCAGCAUGAACAGGAGCGUUUACUUCAGGAAAGGUAUCAGAAAGAGCAGGACAAGUUGAAAGAAGAAUGGGAAAAAGCACAAAGAGAAGUUGAAGAGGAAGAGCGCAAAUACUAUGAAGAGGAACGCAAGAUCAUUGAGGAUACUGUGGUUCCAUUCACAGUUACUUCAAGCUCUGCAGAACCCUUGUCCACAUCUUCCUCUGUGACAGAUGGAAAUGGGACUAUGAAUAUGGUAGAUGUGAGCUACUCUGAAGCAGAGGAUAAGCAAAAGGAAGAUAGAACACUGAAGAAAUUAUUUUUUGGACAAGAUGGUGCAGCCUUUUCAAAAAACAAGGAAUAUGAGCCAUGGAAGGAAAACAUGAGCACUGCAAAUAAGGAAGAAUAUCUAGAAACCAGUAAACAGAAAGGAAAUGAGCAAGUUACCCAGAUAUCCAGACCAGAAUGUCUGCUGCCCACUGAGAUGACUUUGCCAUUACAUCAAGAUGUGCCGUGGAAUCAGCAAUUGUUAACUAAACAGAGCCCACAUAUUUCAGACACAACACAGAAAAACUCUCCAUUGGAACAUAAUUUAGAUCUGCCAGUCAGUUCCACAAGAGAAAGUAGGAGGGUGGGCUGUCAAGAGAGCUCUAGAACUGGGCCAUCAUCACCCUGUUCUCCUGCCAUUCAAAGCCAUUCACCCAACAGGUAUAAAAGGUCUGUCAGUGGAAAGAAACUCUGCUCCAGCUGUGGACAACCUCUUGGGAAAGGCGCUGCCAUGAUUAUUGAAACACUCGGUCUUUACUUCCAUAUUCAGUGCUUCAGGUGUGGAAUUUGCAAGGAACAACUUGGAGAUGCAGCGAGUGGAACAGAUGUCCGGAUUAGAAAUGGUCUUCUCAACUGCAAUGAUUGUUAUAUCAGAUCCAGAAGUGUGGCCAAUGGAAACACUUUGCUGAAGGUGACUAGUGUGCUCACAGCCUACGUUUUGUCUUCACAUUUCCUAGCUCACUUGCAAAUUUAGUACAAGGCAACCUGCGCCAAGCCAGCCCAGAGGGCAGUGCUGCCCAAAUUCCAUGCUGCAUAUAACGCCGCUGGUCAGCCAACAACUUUGUGACAUGGAUUUCAGUCUUGCUUACAAAUGUGUUCUCCAAGAUGGAUUGCAACCAUUGUGUUCCUGGGGCUGCUUCGGGGCAAUCAGUUGCAAGAGCUUAUAUCCAUGGACUUCAUAGCUCUCAUCUCAUCUUGCAAGGCUGGCAUAAAAGGCUACAUCGGCUACUUUCCAAUGCAAUACAUAAUUUUCCUUCCUUAAGUCACUGACAUUAGGUGUCUGAAGUGCAUCUCCAGACAUACAGCUCCCUUCCCCUCCCAUGAGAGCAUGUGUUCCAUGUUAUCAGUUAUGUUUGGUUUCUGAGUCUGCUCUUUUGAAAGUAACAAGGAAAUAAAGAUGCAAUAAACCUGUUCUGUUUUGAAUACGACUAGGAACUGAGAAUCUUACGUUUACACAACUUUUGUAGAUGUUCUAUAAUAUGCCAAUGUAUAAAUCUAAUUAGUUACAUUUGAAAAAGUAGAAAAUUAAGCAGCAUCACUGAAAGCAGCUUUUCUAUUACUGAAAUGGUAACUUUUUAUAUAUACAAAGACACUAGUUUGAUCAAACUACUGUAAUACUGAAACAUUUUACUAUAUUACUUUCAGUGUAAGACAGGAACUGAGUAAACAGAUUAUUUCAUGUUCAGACUGCAAUCCUGCACCCACAUACCUGGGAAUAUGUCCCACUGAACUCAGUGGGGCUUACCUCUGAGUAGGCAUGCAUAGAAUUGGACUAUCAGUCAUGCAAUCUGUGUGUGCAUCUAAUAAUGCUCCUUGUAAUAACCAACAAUUUUACCGAAUGAAUGUGUUUUCACUAAACUUAAUUAAUACAUGCAUUCGCAGUUUCAGAAAUACCCAACAGAGAUGGCCAAGUGGCAGCCUGCGAGAGUAAUUUACCAGCCUCUGAAGUAAUUUACCAGCCUCUGGUAACCCUACCUAGUUUUAAUCAGGAUGUGAUAAAGCCCAUAGGAGAAAAAACUUCCCCUGGAAGCAUAGAAUUGGUACCUAAAUGGUCAUCUGAUCCAACCUCAAUACAAAUGUGAUGCUGUUUCUCUCCUUUGGAGCUGGUAUUUAAUGGUCCAUCUAUGCCUUGGUGCACAUGGACUGUAACUGAAAAUGUAACUGCUAGGUGGCACACUUUUUAUGGAGUCUGACCAAUAAAUGUCUGGGUCCCCAUUCCACUUGCUGUCUAGAGAAUAGAAUCGCUUCUGAGGAUGCAGAAUUUGGGCCUACCCCAGGAUUACCAAUAAAAAGUCCUUAAUAGAAAUACUGUAGAAUGACCUGUUGCAAAUGCUUCCCACAAUGUGUGUGGAACAACAUCGUAGACCAAGGACGCUCAUUUGCAAUAACGUGGAAAGAUGUAUGCGCACAGUAGGAAUGUAUUCACAAAGCCUGAAGACAGUGGAGCAGAUGCUGUAUAUGCAUGGGAACCCUCCAGAAUGUUGGGUUGUAGACACUUUGGUUCUGCAGAGACUGGGCAUACCUGAAGUUGAAUAUUCAAUGAUGGGUACAACUUAGGGACUACUGAUUUAUACCCUCCCCCCAUUCUCAGUAAAGUUGCUACAUGUGGAGUCAUUUGCAUAGUCCAUUAAAGUUCUGUACUCCAAUGGUACCGUGUAUACUGAAUUUAAAGGAAAACAGCAGGACCCCCAGAGCCAAAGGAAUAUAUGAUAUUAAUCAUAUGAUUGAGGCUGAGAUCCUAAGCUCACAUGCUUUAAAAUCAGCUCAGUUGAAGUCAAUGAGAUGUACUUCCAAAUGAACAUGCUUAUAAUUAGAGUAUACACACAAAAAAUCACACACCCUUAACUCAAGCACCUCCAGGAUGGAUCAACUGCUAGUAUCACUCAUCAAGUGUUGGCUCUUCUCAGACCAUUUCCUCCUAUGCCUGCAGCCAAAUAUUCCAAAAAAGAGUGAAGCUUUGUUGCUGUUAUGUGCCUUCAAGUCGAUUAUGACUUAUGGUGAUCCUAUGAAUCAGCAACCUCCAAUUGCAUCUGUCAUGAACCACUCUAUUCAGAUCUUGUAAGUUCAGGUCUGUGGCUUCCUUUAUGGAAUCAAUCCAUCUCUUGUUUGGUCUUUCUCUUUUUCUACUCCCUUCUGUUUUCCCCAGCAUUAUUGUCUUGAAGACAGCUUGAGCAUGUAUUGCAUUUUUUCACAUGACUCCAGGGCAGUUAUUGCCCUUAGCAGCACGAUCUUCCCUUUUCUAUUAUUGAUUCCCACAACAUUCUGUAUCAUAUAUAAUGGGGGAGAGGAACUGCGUUAGGGGGAUAUAUGAUGUGGUUACUUCCCACACUGGUGCAUUGCCCACACUGACAGCACAGGUAUUGGAAGUAGCCACACACAUAGGUUCCUCCCACAUAGUCUCUCCAUUGCAUGCAUGCAUCCAUAUAUUACUUUCUGGAGCAUCGUGAGAAUGUGCCAUCAGGAAGCAGCAGCAGCAAUUGUGCUUUUAAGAUACCUUAAGAGCCAGCCCUCAUAACUGAUAAGUUUGAAUGUAUAAGAAGUGAAAGACAGGCCAAAAAUGUGACAUUUGAACCUGAAUUUAAGCUCAUUCAGUUCAAAUGCACUGUGUAGGUUUCUACAUAACAUUUUACCACUGGCCAUGGAACUGACGUGGCUAUCAGAGGCAAUACAUUAAGUUUAGCAUGCUACUGUUGUAAAAUAGAGGUUUGUGGACAGUACUCUGGUAUCUUCUGCAAGCUGAGUAAAGGACACAGUGAGUUGGAAGCAUAUGUAGUUAGCACCAAAAUAUGGUCUUUAAAAAAGAAAAAUAGAAGAAAUAAAAAAUAAAAGAAUAAAGAAUAAAAGAAAAAACAAAAUUGAGAUUCCUUGUAUGUGACUGUAUUUACACAUCAGUUGUCUCUUGAUGUGUUAGCAAAAAGAAAUCGUGGACAUUUCUUAGGUAAGCAAUAAACACUUUCUAAGAGUGACACAGUAACUAUUUUUUUAUGUCUAGGCAGACCUUGAUGUGCAGUUGCACACACAUGCAAAAAUGUCUCUUUUGUCACUCAAAGGCAUUUGUAUAUGAUGGUUGUCUAUCUUAAAACAUGACUGAUAGGAAAUUACACAUUUCAUUAAAAUGGUGCCUUAGACAAUACAAAGCUGUUGCACAUCUACCAGUGACGGAUGUAAUAAUUGUUUUGUGUUUGUUUUUUUAAGAGAAAAGAUAAUUCCUAAGGACAGAGAUUGGCAUUGAAGUUGUUCUACAAACAGAACAAACCUUGUGGGGUGUCCAUUUUACUCUCAUAUUGUGAGUAGCGACGGAUAUGAUUUGUUGGGGAUGCAUUAGGAUAACUUUGCCUAUGCAUGGUUUGUGCAGUAGUCACUCUUUGUGUAACAAGAAAUGCACAGUAUGAAAACUGUAGCCAUAGAUUUGUGUAUCUCCCUCUCCCCCUCCAAUGAUUAAUUCCCCUGACAUUUAAGAUUGCAAUUGUACAAACACCUAGGAAUAAGUCUAAUUGAAAACAAUAGGACUUACUUCUGAGUAGACGAGAAUAAGAUUGCAGUGUAGAACAUUCUGAAACUGGAGAGCAUUUCUAGUGUGCUGUGUAAAAUGAACUAACUGCAUAAUUAAAAGCUCAGAUGAUCCCAAAGUACAGGGGAGGCUGCCUGCUGUAUCUCUGCAUGAUGAACUGCUCCAUUCUUGCCUCCUUCCAAUCAGCCAAGGUGGAGGCAGAUCAUUCUGCUGUGUGUGUGUCUCUCUCUCCAUCACCCCAUCGCCAGUCAAAUGAUCCAUCCAUGACUAGGAAAGGGCAAUUUGUGUCCCAUGAGGACACUGGGCUCUACCCACCACAGCACUUUGUCUACUUUAAUUUUCUCCCCCCCACUUUUCUGCUGUCACUAAAAUCAGUAGGGCUCAGUGGGUGGGUGGGGGAGGAUAAAAACUGCUUGGAGGGCCAGAUCAGGCCCCUGAACUGGGGUUUAGUUAUCCAUACCACAUAAGACAUACCACAUAAGGACCCAACACUAAUAUUGUUCUGGAGUUUAUGCGGUUGCCAGUAUGGUAUUCUUCUCUCUAUUGACAGCAAGUGAGUUCUCCACAAACUGGAGCUAGGUGCAUUUUCUCCAAGCUGACGCACCACUGAUCUUCUCACUCUGCUUAUUGGUUAUAUGAGAGCAGAGCAGUUGCACAACUGUCCUGUGGAUUUGUGCUGAUGUCAAUGCACUCUUAAACACGGCAAGAUUGCAAUCUGGCAUAGGUAUUUAGUUCAUGCGGGAUUACAGAUAUUACAGAUUCCAGUGCACAGUUGGGCAUCUUAAAGGCCCUUGGGAAUCAAUGGUCCUUAAGCACACAACUCUGUGCUUGUUGUGCAUAAGCCAAUGGGAACUUCUGUAAGGCUCCCAUUGAAAUGAACAGAACUUAGCCCAAGAACACAAGGUUAUGUCCUCUUGUGUGGCUCUUGUUCCUUUCAGUGGGUCUUGCAUAGGAGCUUAUUACAAUAACUGGGGAACAGUUUGAUUUGAACUUGUAUGCAAAGACUGUUGUUUUUUAAACUACAUGCAAAUUUAUGAGGAUUAUGUAGAUCUGAUCCUGCUUUUAAUGCUAUCGACCUUAAAGCACUGCCAGUCUUCAGUAACAGGAUAACAGUAGCCAGACGUUACAUGCUAACAGCAUUUUUCAUGUGCAACAUUUUAUACACAAACAAGAUUUUAUGGCACAGCCACUUAUGAAUGUAGCUGAACAUCUUUCUCUUUGUAAACUAUAAGAUGGCAGCAGCUAAUUGUACAUGUAUCCAAACCUGAGUAAGCAAGCAUUACAGGUCCAGCUCCUCCAUGAAAAGUCAUUAGUCACCAGCACAGGGGUUUUUUUUUAACUGCCAACUCUUUGUCUUUAUAUUUCAUUUCAAAUUAUUGUGCACACCUCAGCCCCCCUCAUUAUUUCCAACUCUUUUUAUUAAUGUGUUAAUAUUUGUUUCAAAAAAUAAAUUGGGAAGGGUUGGGGGAAUGGCAGGGGGGGAAUUUAUUGCUACGUUGGUUUGAAAUGGUAAAUAUGUGUUUCAAAGAAUCAUUUACUGUUGAUGCGCCAAUAUAGUAAAUGUCAUGGUUUUUUUUAAAGUGUCCCUUCCCCAAAUAUACAUACAAAACUUUCAAAACUUCAUAGUGGUCCUUAUUGUUAUUUAGAAUUAAUUCCGUAUCCUCUGUAGUUAUCUAUAAGUGGUAUAAAAGUUGGUGAGCCAAAAGAGGGCUACUUUAUAUGUAAGAUCACCAAAGGACAAGAGUCCUACUUGGAUUAAUGUUGAAUACCAGUUACACUAACCUCCACUGAUGAUAUUUAUUCAAAAUGCCUCCUGGAAAGCAAGAAAAUUGUCUACAAUGCAACAGCUUUUAUAGCAAAUGUUAUGUUUAUAAAUAAACAUUAAUUAAAACCAA